Glossina fuscipes is the source of this 4854-nucleotide messenger RNA. It is a transcript of the gene dsd, whose product is annotated as attractin-like protein 1. Gene Ontology annotation, cellular component: Golgi apparatus. Lineage: Eukaryota; Metazoa; Arthropoda; Insecta; Diptera; Glossinidae. The record is from RefSeq and is a predicted model, not a curated record. Gene Ontology annotation, molecular function: protein binding. Bases 294 to 4328 code for a protein of 1344 amino acids. The transcript is spliced from 8 exons.
UUAUUACCAAGAAUUUGAGUUAAUUUAACAGUAUUUUUAAUUUUUGUUGAUUUUUUUAAUAAAUGUGUAAAUAAUGAAAACAAAAGUUCAAUACAAAGUCAACGCUAUCGCAGUGUAAAGUGAAAAAGGGAAAGGCUGCAAGCUGAAUAUAAUAAAAUCGAAGAAGAAAAUCUGUUCAAAUUGGCGACAAUUGAUUAAACAAUGUUUUUGAAAAAUCAUUUAGUGAAGCUAAAGGAUUCAAGUACUGAGAAAAGAACAGAUAAAUAAGUUGUAGGUGAAACCAGUGCAUAAAAAUGCUGCUUAACAUUAACAACAACGUAGCACCGAGGGAGAAGAUGUUGAAAGAGACCUGCGGCAAGCAUAAUAGCAUGUCUUCACAGUGUGGAAUGCAGCGAGGUGCGUUCACAUUAUUCAAUGCGAAAUAUAGGCGAAAAUGUUUGAUGUUAAUGUUCAUGAUGCUGGUGCACGCUGGAUUCAAUGAUUUGACACGAGUAUCGGGCACAGGCUAUAAUUGCACAGCUCAUGGCGGUGUUUGUCAAAAUGAAGGUCAAUGCAAAGAGGAUACAUGUUUAUGUGCUGAUGGAUGGCAAGGACCCGAAUGCCAAUUUUGUGGCGGUAAAGUGAGGAUGUAUCAUUCAACCGGUACCAUCCACGAUGGUUGGGGUAAUUAUUCUGUAAGUGUUAAGUGCAGCUGGUUAAUUGACACACGACAUUUACACUGGAGUCGCAAACAUAAUAGUAAGCCUCCCACAAUUCGGAUGCACUUACGUGAGUUCGCCACAGAGUGCGGUUGGGAUCAUUUAUACAUAUACGACGGCGACAGUGUAGACUCGUCACUUUUAGCCGUAUUCAGCGGACUUAUGUAUAGAGGCAAUUUUUCCAUACGCAGUGUACCUCAAGUCAUAGCCCGUUCGGGUACAGCAUUAUUGCACUUUUUUAGCGACGAUGCUUACAAUAUGUCUGGUUUUAACUUAUCAUAUCGUAUGGACGUUUGUCCAAGCGAUACGGAUGAACUAGAAUGUUCAGGCCACGGUAAAUGUGACGGUGGCUUUUGUAUCUGUGAUCCUUUCUUUAGAGGAGAAGCUUGUAAUAUAGCUACUUGUCCUAACGAUUGCACCGCGAAUGAGGGGCACGGUGUAUGCAGCAUUGAAAAAGAAAGUUGCAUUUGUAAAAAAGAAUACGGAGGCAAUGAUUGCGGUCAACUAAAAGCCCAUGGCAUAUGGUCAAAUAUUAACCCAAAACAGUCGCUGCCACCACCGGGAACUGCUUCACACGCCUCUGCAGUUUGGCGGGACACUUUGUACAUCAUCGGCGGCGAAUCCUAUGGUCGUGGAGAAUUUAUGACAACAUACGACUUUAACGGCAAUGUCUGGGAGACUGUGCACAUUGAAAAAGGUAGUAGUGUGCCGCAUCGUCGCUAUGGUAUGUCUACAGUCAUGUAUGGCGACAAAAUUUUCAUGUAUGGUGGUGUGGUAAAGGGAGUAGGCAUUUCAAAUGAAUUGUGGGCUUUUGAUGUAUCGGCCAAAAUGUGGGAAAAUAUAACAGUAAAAGCUGAACCUUGUAACACAACUGCAACACCAUAUGCCAUGUGCGGCCCUUUGCGCAUUUCCGGCCACACAGCCACUUUAGUACCCGGAUUUGGCGACAAGUAUAGCUAUCCAUAUAUGGUGUCGAUAUUUGGACAUUCCCCACAAUAUGGUUAUUUGAAUACAGUGCAAGAGUUCAAUUUCGGAACACGCGAAUGGAAAAUUGUUGAUACGUACGGUUUUGUUGUAAAGGGUGGUUUCGGACAUAGUGCCGCUUAUGAUUUUCUUUCCGAGAAAAUUUAUGUUUAUGGUGGCAUCGUUUCGGAAACAGAAUCAAGCCAAGUGCUAAGCUCAAAACUGUACGCAUACUCGCCAUCAACACGGAUUUGGUCUCUGUUGUCAUCAGCACCCUCCGCUCGCCUUUUGCACUCAGCGAAUUUUGUGAAUCCGGGUUUGAUGAUAGUAUUUGGCGGUAAUACUCAUAAUGAUACCUCGCAAAGCUAUGGAGCCAAGUGUUACAGCCAAGAUUUGCUAGUUUAUGAUGUAUUCUGUGAUUCGUGGCAUAUGCAGGAUAUGCCUGCGCAUCUGCAAGCUGACUUGGCCAGAUUUGGCCAUAGUUCAGUGGUGUUUGAGGAUGCUCUUUAUAUAUAUGGAGGUUUUAAUGGGCAAUUGUUAAAUGAUAUACUUCGCUUUGAACCAGGGUUUUGCGCUUCCUAUACCAAGCAAGAAAAGUGUACCAACGCUAGGCCCGGCAUUAAAUGUAUUUGGGAUGUUCAGAAAAUGCGUUGCAUCCCUAUUACGGAAGUAAAGCGUUCUGCCAUUUAUGCUCGCGAACAGUACGAUUUUUACGCCUGCCCGUCGAAGAGUCGUCUAACAAUGACAUCUGAAUUAUUAAACGACGUGACACGUUGCCAUGAACUAAAUAAUUGUCCCUCGUGUGUUUCUAACUCGUUUGGCUGUACUUAUUGUGGCAGUGGCGUCUGCACAAAGGAGCGAUGUCGAGAAAUCACCUCGGUUACUUCGGUGUUCUAUGAAGCCACUACACAGCAUCAGCAACAAAAUCAAGAAUCAAAACCACAGUUUGUUGUGGCCGCCAGUACACCACCAUUAAACGUCAAACAAUUGGAAAGCUGCCCAGGAACAGAGAAUUUCCUCGCAAUAGCAAUAUGCGAGCAACUACACAGCUGUCACGCUUGUUCAGCUAACACAGCGUGUAUUUGGGAGCCAGAACAUAAUAGAUGUCGCCCAUAUGUAUCGAGCAAUAGUUUAAACAUACGUUUGGUGGAGGAAAUAAUCUGCCCUCCGUCUUGCGCCACUCUGAAUACCUGCUACAAUUGCACCGAUGACGAUUGCAUCUGGUGUCAAAACGAACAAAGGUGUGUGGAUCGCAAUGCCUACACCGCAAGUUUUCCAUAUGGUCAAUGCCGCGAAUGGACUACGCAUACUUCCAAAUGCCGCACGACUCCUACUAGAUUUAGUACAAAUGCUACGGUAGUUUCUAGUGCACAAUGUGGUUUCUACAACAGUUGUACACAAUGCUUGGACGAUCCGGCUUGUGGAUGGUGUGACGAUGGUUCUCAAACAGGUCUAGGGACUUGUGUUGAGGGGGGCGCUUUAAAACCCUAUGAUCUAAGCGAAUGCCCUCUAAAACAGUGGUUCUUCACUUCAUGUCCUCGUUGCAAUUGUAACGGGCACUCACGUUGUCUUGAUUCUAUACAUUGUGAACAACCCUGUUCUAAUUUAACAUCCGGUAGCCACUGUGAGAAAUGCAGUCAUGGCUAUUGGGGUAAUCCUAUCAACGGCGGUCAAUGUCAAAAAUGCGAAUGCAAUAGUCAGGGCGAUGUCUGCCAUCCAGACACCGGUAAAUGUUAUUGUAAUACCAAAGGUAUAGUGGGCGAUCACUGCGAGAAAUGCGAUUCGCAAAACCACUACCACGGUGAUCCCAUCAAAUCGUCGUGUUAUUAUGAGCUGGCCAUUGACUAUCAGUUUACAUUUAAUCUUUCGAAAAAGGAGGACCGUCACUUUCGACAAAUCAAUUUUAGAAAUUCUCCCGUUAAGCCAGAAAUUGAUGCGGAUUUUACCAUAACGUGCAGUGUUCCAGCCAAAAUGGACAUUUCAGUUGCACGAUCGGGGUCUAAAGCCGAAAAUAUCUUCCGAAGUAUUAAUUGCUCAACAUUUCGUCAUCGCUUCGCGAAAACGGAAUAUAUUUUUGGUAACUCGCCAGAAGACAAUAGUUCAUUGACAACGUUUUAUGUGAUGGUGCACGAUUUUCAGCCACCCAUUUGGAUACAAAUAGCUUUUUCCCAGUAUCCAAAGCUCAAUUUACAGCAAUUUUUUAUAACCUUCUCCACUUGCUUCCUUUUGUUGUUAUUAAUGGCUGCCAUAUUGUGGAAAAUUAAACAGAAAUACGAUAUGUUUCGCCGUCGGCAAAGGCUGUUUGUAGAAAUGGAACAAAUGGCCAGUCGACCGUUUUCCCAAGUAUUGGUGGAAAUGGAGAACCGUGAGAGCAUUGACCUGACACAGACGAUGGAGGGCAUAACUAACGUGAAUAAAAAACGCAAAAAGGAUUGUCCAAGUCCAAUAGCUUUAGAGCCUUGCAGCGGUAACCGCGCUGCUGUUUUAUCACUUCUAGUCCGUUUACCCACAGGAGGAUUACAGCAUGCUCCUGCCGGUCAAUCAGCUGGCCUAGCAGUAGCCAGUGCUUUAGUAACACUAGGUAAUCCAAGACGUCCAUCAAUAGAGCACUCGAAAGAGCCAAAAACAAAACGAAAACAAAGCCAACAUCCUGACAGUUGUACAUAAUAAUGCGAGAGAGUGUUUUUUUUUUUUUUAAUUAUUAUUAAUUAAUUAUUAAUAUUACUAUAUAUUAAUUACGGUUUUAUGUAGAAUACUUAGAUUAUGUAACAAACAAGAAACAGAAAAACUACAAAAAAAAAAAAAGUUUAAAAAAAAUGUAACUUAUUUUGUUAAUAGUAUCAAAAUGAAGACGACGCAAAAAGCAGAAAAGAUAAAUGUGCGACAUUAUUGUAUUAAGUGAUAACGACAUCAGUAACAACAACAACAACAACAAGAAAAUUGUCAUAUUUAAUAUUAUACACACAACAUAUUAUCUAAAAGAGUAAAUAAAUUAAAUUUAAUUACACACAGAGAUUACAGCAAAAUGUAACAAAAACGACGGCAAAGCAACCAACAAACAUUGCAUACAAAAUGUAUAGCAUAGUUACAGAGAAAAGAAGUAUAAAAAAAAAAGAAAGUUUAAAAAUCUAAACAAAUUUGAUGCAAAUCGAAAGCUAUAUAAUAAGCAACAACAACAACAACAGCAACAACA